AUGUAUAUUCUUUUGUUCGUGGCGGGGUUGGUCCUCGUGCUGGUGGUAGAGCGGGUGGUUCACUCUGUGCUGUCGCUGGUGGUGGACCGCUCGAUGCGCCCUACCAAGAGGUAUGCCUCCAUGUCUCUCGUGGGCACGUUCUUCCAGAACAUCUUUGCUUACUUUUUCUUCGCCUUCAAUGUCCUGGCGAUGACCGUUGGGUUCAUCGCGCGGAACCUUCUCUGGUUUGGGUUCCUGGUGCUGGUCAUGGCAGUUCUCAGCAUGGUGUUGGACUUUGCUCCCGGGUUGGUUGCCGAGUAUGUGUACGUUUACAACGCCGGGCUGGGGACCUACAUUCACUUCUUCAUCGUCCUACCGGUUCAGUUAGUGGAGCUGCUGUUUAGCCAUGUCACCGCGCUGUAUAACUGCAUCAUGUGGAUCGUGAAUGGGGUGUUCCUGUCAGUGCUGGCCCCGUCCUUCCUUGCGGACAACGUGAAUGUCGGGUGGCUCCCUAGGUUCGGCACGUCUUUCUUCAAGUUCUCGGGUGAGGUGGUCCUGUCGAUCUCGUCGUACCUUGUCAAUGUGAUGGCGUGCGCGACGAACCCCCUCGGCGGGGUGCCCAGGGGUGGCACCGGGAGCUUCCUGAUCCUGAACGCGACGGGUUCGGUGGAGUGCUUCGAGCCCGGCAUGAUCAACCUCGACCUUAUAACUCCUGCGGGCAGCUUCCGCGACAUGUGCCUCUACAUCGCGAGGUUCGUGGUGUUCUCCUGCCCCGCUGCGAAUGCGGUCAUUGAUUUACUAACAUUCCCGCUGAGCGAUAUGAACCUGUACAAGGGCAUCCAUUGUAUCGUGAACGCGCUUUUGGGUCUGUUCGUGCAGCUCCCCUUCGUAACCCUGCACCGCUGCCGGUUCGGUGCGACGCUCCCGAUGCUCGGCGUGCACCAGCGCAUCCUGUGCGCCCCGGACUUCCGCCCGGCGAUGGACCUUUCGGUAGCUGGGGCUAGGUACCUGGGUAGGACCGUCGACAACUGGUUGGACUCUUCGCUGGUGAUCCUGGAGACGCUCUUCACCGGCUCCGCACCGCAGUGCGACCCGGUCCCGAUCCCCCUGAGCUACAGCGACGAUGACUCCCGGGCGCUUUUCGGGGGCAACUUCCGCGCGGUGGUGGGGCUGACUCCGGGGAUGUACGCGGUGACGGAUGGGAUCAGCACGGAGUACAACAUCUUCUACAAGCAAGUGACAAGGGAGAUUGCUUACAGGAACUGGCCCUUUCCUGUCGAACCGGCGUACGGCAUCGCGGCGGUCAAGUACGGGGAGCUGCCCGAGGGGGACGUGGCGGGAGACCUGACGACUGGGAUGCUGGGGUGCGAGUGCCUGGACGUCCCCGGCGUAGGGGCGCAGAUCACCUGUGCGAUCGUCCCGUACCUCUCCGGGAGCAACAUGCCCUCCACCACGGGUUCCGUGGCUUCGAUGAUCCAGGACUACCUCAAAUCGAACAGCAUACAGCAGGCGGUCAACUCGAGCAACGCGACGCAGCGCAUCCCGGUGACCUUCUCCGUGCCCUCGUCGAGCCAGUACGCGACCUGCAAGAGGCUGAAGAUCCAGGUGGAGUCGCUCCGGUGGCCCGCGACGAGGGUGUCUGCAACGAGCACCAGCCCCGGUGCUUGGAACCAGAUGGGUGCCGCGGCCCAGGUGAAUAUCCUGGAUGUGGCCAGGGAGGUGAGGGCGGACGCUGCCAUCUACGUCAUGCCGCAGUGCCCCUUCUCGGCGGUCCCCGACCCUUCUUGCAUACCCGGCUUUGAAGGGUUCAGCUGCUACCCCUUCUGUGUGGGCCUGCACCUCACGGGGACGAUCAACCAGGGGAUUGUGCUGUACGGGGCCAACGACUGGAGGGACUCGGUGCAGUACCUCCUCCGGGACUGCGGGGUGGGGCAGGGCGCCGUCGGGUCGAUAUCCCCUUCUGCUCUGAGCCUUUCCCCGCUUGCAUUCGGCCCUCCUGUCCGGUACACCGUCCCAAAGGGCGUGGUGUACAACGCGGCGGCGCAGAGCGCCUGGGACCCGGCGACGCAGAGCUGUGUCUCCAGCGCGGAUGUUAAUUCAAGGGUUUCUGUGAACCUUACUACGGUGUAUGCCUUCCCUCCCGACCAGAGCGAGCCGACGAUCCGGGAGAAGUUCCAGCCCUUCGUCUUUGCGAGCGAUGUGGUGCUCACGGCGUACCAGGACGGUCUGGGGAAGUGGAGCGUCAAGGUCUCUAGGAUCUUCGGGGAGGAUGCGCUGUCCUUCAGGCUGGUGGAUCUCCCCGGGUUGAUCCCCGCGAACGACAUCUGCCUGGGCUCUCCGUCCUGUGAAGAGCCGUUCCAGCCCAGUCUUAUUGGGAUACCGUACGCGUACCAGGACUACCCGCAGCUGUACAACCCCUCCACAACGAGCCAGUGGGCGGUGUUCUACGCGACGAACCCGAACCCGGAGGUGUACGAGGCGUAUUCGCGGUACUGCGCGGGCCUCCCCACGAAGUUCGGCAUCGUGAUGGACUCCAGCUACGGGCAGGUGAGGGUGUGGAAGUUCAACGCCUUCGCGCUGGACCAGUCUGAGACGUCGGGGGCGGCGGUGAUGACCUGGACCUUCGAGGGCUUCAACCGGGUGCAGGAGGUGAGCAACUGCGGGGCUCUGUACAACAUGUCGGUGGUCAGGCUGGAGUACAUCAAUGAAUACAACGUCGCCGUCACGGUCCUGCAGGCCUCUAUGCAGAGCUUCGAUGUUGUGACGAGGAUGCCGCGCCCCGGAUUCGAUGGCUUUGAUUACGUGGUCUACUUCAUUAACCCCACGACCAACGAAGGGCCUUCCGAGAGCAUGUUCAGUGAGCUCGUCCCGCAGUCUCUCCUGAGCGAGGGCCUGCUGUGCCCUAGCCAGCGCCGCAUGCCCGAGGUCGGCUCGAGCCUGGCGGAGGCCUGGGCCGGUGUGUUGUACUUCAUGCGGCUGCCGCUCAACGCGGUGGUGCUCUUCCCUGCUAUCUUCAGCGGUGGGGACUGGCCGCGCUUCACCGAGUGCUCAGCGGUGGCUCUGGGGCAUUCUUUGCUGUUGGGGUGCGGGAAGGGGAUCCUGAACGUCGACAAUGCCUUCGAGGCUUGGCACCGUGCGUCGUUCCUGUUCUAUCACUCCUUCGUGAAAAUCGCCACCUUUGGCAGGCCGUCGUAG
Guillardia theta CCMP2712 is the source of this 3174-nucleotide messenger RNA. RefSeq lists its product as hypothetical. Bases 1 to 3174 code for a protein of 1057 amino acids. The transcript is spliced from 2 exons. The record is from RefSeq and is a predicted model, not a curated record. NCBI's taxonomy places the organism in Eukaryota, Cryptophyceae, Pyrenomonadales, Geminigeraceae.